This is a messenger RNA of Leptidea sinapis, 4491 nucleotides long. Its product is annotated as cytochrome c oxidase assembly protein COX15 homolog. Lineage: Eukaryota; Metazoa; Arthropoda; Insecta; Lepidoptera; Pieridae. The coding region runs from base 169 to 1425 and encodes 418 amino acids. The record is from RefSeq and is a predicted model, not a curated record. Gene Ontology annotation, cellular component: mitochondrial inner membrane. The transcript has 8 exons. Gene Ontology annotation, molecular function: oxidoreductase activity, acting on NAD(P)H, heme protein as acceptor. Gene Ontology annotation, biological process: heme A biosynthetic process.
UGACAACGACAAGAAGAUGACCUUUUGACUUUGGAAGAUGUUCACUGUUCAGGUUCACGACAAGUGACAAGUUCACGAAUCGAGGAAUGACGUGCUUCGUGCUUGUUUUGAAGAUUUGAUAUAAUGAAUUACACAAUAUUUCAAAAAUAAAUAAUAAGUGAUUACAAAAUGAUAAACUUAGCACAAAUCUGUCGAUGUUCUAUUCGGUCCUCGUCUCGAUUCCUGAUAUCCUAUAAGGCUCCUCUUGUCCCGGCGAGAAAUCUAAUAACGCAACCGAAAUGGAAUACUACAGGAUACAGAUUAGCAGAUAUAUUAAAACAUCGGGGGCUCCUUACAAGGUUCUGUGCAUCUUCACCAAAACAGAAGACGUCUAAGGUGGUUGGAUACUGGUUGCUCGGCUGCAGUGGAAUGGUGUUCACAGCUGUUGUGUUAGGUGGUGUGACACGGCUCACGGAGUCAGGACUGUCGAUGGUGACGUGGCGACUGCUGGGGGAGAAACUGCCGCGCACUGAGGAGGAGUGGCAGAAGGAGUUCAGCACGUACCAGCAGUAUCCGGAAUACAAAUACAAAAACAUGAACAUGACUCUAUCUGAGUUCAAGUGGAUCUGGUGGAUGGAGUACGCUCACCGCAGCUGGGGCCGCGCCAUCGGGGCCGCGGUGUUCCUGCCCUCCGCCGUGUUCUGGCUGCGGGGAUACCUGGACAAGCCCAUGAAGAUCCGCGUGGCCGCCUAUUGCGUCCUGGUGGCCGCUCAGGGUCUGAUGGGCUGGUACAUGGUGAAGUCUGGUCUGGAGGACCGGUUCCAAGGUCCGUCUGAUGUGCCGCGCGUGUCUCAGUACCGGCUGGCGUCCCACCUGGGUCUCGCCUUCAUCCUGUACACGGGGCUGCUGGGCGGAGCAUUGCGGGUGCUACGCCCCUUUCCCCGGAACGCCGUGCUCAGCAAGAUCAAGGAGUUGUCCAAGCUGACGGCCGUCGCUCACACGGUGAAGGCUAUGGCAUUUGUGACGGCGCUAUCAGGUGCGUUCGUGGCGGGUCUGGACGCGGGCUUGGUGUACAACUCGUUCCCCAAGAUGGGCGACCACUGGCUGCCGCCUGAGCUGCUGGCGUUCUCGCCGCGUCUCCGGAACCUGACCGAGAACCCCGUCACGGUGCAGUUCGACCACCGCGUGCUCGGCACCGCCACGCUCCUGGCCGCCUCGCUGGUGCUGCUGCUGUCCAGGAGACACCAGCUCUCGCCCACGGCGCGCCGGGUCGCCACCGCCGUGGGCGCCGUGGCCUGGCUGCAGGUGAGUCUGGGUAUCGCCACACUGCUGAACUACGUGCCCACGUCGCUGGCGGCCGCGCACCAAGCAGGCUCGCUCACUCUGCUCACGAUGGCCGUCUGGCUCACCCACGAGAUCAAGCUGCUCAAGUACAUUCCCAAGUGAUCGUGCCCAGAACCCAUCAUAUUCCUCGACAAUACCCAGCGGCGUGUAUAUCAUAUAGGCAAUUAGGCAGUGACUCGUUAUAAACCUAAAAAAAGUGUGUGUGUGUGUACUUAUGUGUGCACGCAAGAAGUUGUCCCUCUUUGGCCUAACAAAGCAAAACUCCUCAAAAUUAUUUACUCCUCGUGCUAUUCUACGUUUGUAUAAAGAACAAUAUUGUAAAAAUCGUGCAACGAUUGCUUAGACAAUUAAUUAUUAAAUAAAAAAUACGGCUUUACGGGCUUACCUUUGCUUAUCCUAAUAAUGGACGAAAAAACCAAAAAAACAACGAAUGUCGCAAACGUCAGAAAGUUUUAGGAACCAACUUCAAUCUGUUCCUUUUGUGUUACAGUGAUGCGCGCGCAUCUUAAAAUUUUACUCUAAUCAUUUUUUUCAUAACGUGCCUAAAGAAGUAUAACUUCAAUAAAUAUAGCACCAGUAUUAAAGUUAAUUUACUACCUACGGUAGGCAAUCUACAGAUUGCGUAUACGAAGUAAGCAGCGUUUCAUACAACUUAUGUCGUACUGUCGGAGUAAACCGCAUCUACGACUAGUUAGAUCUAGUGCCUAAUAUAAAAUCAAUGCACGCUCUUGACAAUACCACCUUGAUACAAUCACACCAGAGAGGUAGACACAGAUACCGGACCUCCAUUAGCCACGGUUCUUCUAAAACUUCUUCAAUUUGUUGUUUUAAAGUGGUAUCCCUCAGUUCUAGGAUUAAUUAUACAAAUUACAUUUGUAUACAAAAUUUAUGAACAAUGCGGGAUCGAACCCGCGAGUCUCAGGUUCCGUCCGAGCGCUGUUACCAACUGAGCCAACCGUUCGUGUGACGCAUGGAUCAUAAAUCUUGGUCUGGCGCACCCCAGUAUCAGCUCGAUCCAUUUGACCGCGUGUAGCUCGAAUUGUCGGAGACCCUGUGCUCUGUGAACGGCUGGAUAACUUAGCGUUGCGUAGAGACGUCGCUUCAUUGUGUAAGCAUUUAUCACGGGGUGUUCUGAAGAGCUGUUUCACCUGAUUCCUGCCGCCGAAUUCCACUUUCGUACGACACGCCACAAGUUAGGAUAUCAUCCCCACCAUCUGAAUGUGUGGCGGUCCUCCACAGUGCGGUUUUCAAGAAGCUUUCUUUCACAUACUACAAAGCUGUGGAAUGACCUUCCUUGUGCGGUGUUUCCGGGACGAACGACGUACUUACCUUGAAUCUUAAAAAAAACCGCGUACACCUUAAAGGCCGGCAACGCUCCUGUGAUUCGUCGUGUUGCAAGAGAAUGUGGGUGGCGGUGAUCACUUAACACCAGGUGACCCGUACUCUCGUUUGACCACCUUUUCCAUAAAAAAAAUCUUGGUAUGUCUUGUCCAAUCUCAGGUUGUGGCUCCAGUUGGUAAGAGCGCUCGGACGGAACCCGAGAGGACGCGGGUUCGAGUCCCGCAUCGCACAUUAAUUAUGGUUACAAAUUUAAUUUGCACAGUUCUACCACUAGCAUGAGACAUUUCAUUCAAUCUCUUCUUUCUUUCUAAUCCUUUAGUAGAUCCCAGUCCUAACUGUGGAAUAUUCCCUUCACAUUUGUCCGAUAACUUUGUGCAAUCUCUUUCUACCAUCCUUUAAAUAACAACUCUCCAAAUUCUCUAUCUGUCUGUAAAUUAAAUCCACACAUACUAUGCAAAGCUCUCAUUUUUAUCGCAUCUAUUCUGCUUCAUCGUCGUCACAUUCACUACAAUAAAAGUUGGAAUCACUUACCCCCUUAUUCAUAAUGGUCCGCUUACUUUAAACAGCCGCUUAGGAGUAUUUUUUCUCAUUCUGACUUAGUUCAAUAGAAGAAGACAGAGUGAGAAUUAGCAAUGCUUUAAGUUAGCAGACUAUUAUGAAUAAGGGGGUUUGCCUCAACAGCCAGACUAGCCUUCUCCAAGUUCUAGCUAAACGUUUAAGUUAUCUGGGUUACCUACAUCCAGUAUCCCGUUAUUGUCAACUGUGACAAGUGAACCUUCCAUAUCUACUAAACAAAUUACCAAAAUAUUCGAAAUCUUUUACUUGUUCUACCGUCUCAUCAUCAAUAAUUUAUUAAACAUAAAGCUACGUUUGACAGUCAUUGGUGCGCUAUGAGUGCCAUGUUUUGUGACUUGAAAAUUAUUGUUUAUCGAUAAAGAUAAUCCAUAAACAAGAAUAUUUUUUUACCUUCUUCUUCGCAAUAUUUUUGCCCAUUACAAUUUAGUGCCCUCAGGAUUCCAUAUAAAGCAUUUAUUAUUUACUUUAUUCAAGGAAAUAUGAGAAAAAUAAAAUAAUACGAAGUAAUCUCUGCAGAUGACUUCAGACCCACGCCCCAAUCUAAAGUACCAUAAACAUACUCCAUGUUAUAUAUCAUAACGUCGUAUGACCGAAUAUAGCACUCCUAUUUAAAAUUGAAGUAGACUCCCUCACCCUGUUGUGGGCUUAGGUGCUACCUCCACAAGCGUUGCCCCGUCAAUUGUCAAUAAUUGUAACGACGCCAUUUUCUUGACCGCGUCGACUCGUGAUAUUGUUUUCUUUUUUUGUUGGUGGGUUUUAUAGAGGUUGCCAAGCACGCUCGCUCUCGUAUCGUCGCUAUAAUAUAUAUAUAUAUCGCAAUGUGGAAGCACUAUUUGCAUUUAUAGAAAUAUGACACAACAAUAAUAUCACUCGCUCGUGGAGGUGGCGCUUAAGGGUUGCAAAACAAAAAAAUACUUGCCAAGUCAGUCAUCAAUGGACAAUGGCAGGGUUCACUUGAUGGUAGGUGAUUAACAUCAAUAAUGCACCACCGACCUAGUUUAACUUCGACACUAGUCAAUCAAACCGAUUUGAUCCCUGGACCUGAAGUUAUUAUCUUUGGACCUGCCAUCAGAUAGGGCUUAGAUUCGGUGUACACAAGCAUUAAAAUAAGAGAUGCUAUGUAAAUAAAACCGUAUUAUAUUUAUAUAUAAGUAUGAUUGUAGAUUUGUUAGUUAAAAUGUGAGGGAUGUUUAGAUUUAAGAUCUUUUUGUUAGUAAAAAUGGUCAAAAUAAAACUUUGAAGUUAACUAAA